GGCGGCUGCCACGUGACCCUCCGGGCUUAAAGACCGGGGCGGACCGGAGCGACACCGACCCGCAGCUGCCACCCCAGCGCCUGAGCCGCCUCCCAGAGCCAGAGCCGGAGCCACCGCGAUGGAGACGAUGGAGCCGGGCAGGGCGCCCCAGGACCUGUCUGAGGCCAUCAAGGAGACCACCAGGGAUGUGCACACCCAGGCGGAGAACACUGAGUUCAUGCGGAACUUUCAGAAGGGCCAAGUGACCAGAGAAGGCUUCAAGCUGGUGAUGGCCUCGCUGUACCAUGUGUACGUGGCGCUGGAGGAGGAGAUUGAGCGCAUCAGGGACAGCCAGGUCUUUGCGCCUGUCUACUUCCCCGAAGAGCUGCACCGGCGCCUGGCGCUGGAGCAGGACAUGGCCUUCUGGUACGGGCCGCGCUGGCGCCACGCCAUCCCCUGCUCACCGGCCACGAGUCGCUACGUGCAGCGGAUCCAUGAGGUGGGGCGGAUGGAGCCUGAGCUGCUGGUGGCCCACACCUACACCCGCUACCUGGGUGACCUGUCGGGUGGCCAGGUGCUCAAGAGAAUCGCGCAGAAGGCCCUGGGGCUGCCCGGCUCUGGCGAGGGCCUGGCCUUCUUCACCUUCCCCGGCAUCCCCAACGCCACCAAGUUCAAGCAGCUGUACCGCGCCCGCAUGAACUCACUGGAGAUGACGCCCGAGGUGCGGCGCAGGGUGCUGCAGGAGGCCAAGGCCGCCUUCCUGCUGAACAUCCAGCUUUUUGAGGAGCUGCAGGGGCUGCUGACCCCUGAGCUCCAGGACCAGAGUCCUCCCCAGACCCUGGGGCUCCACCACCGGGCCAGCAGCCAGGUGCAAGACUCCAGCCCGGCCGAGGCGCCCCUGAGCAAGGCCCCGCUCCCCAGCCAUGUGCCGGCACCACUGCUGCCCUGGGUACUGACCCUCCUCAGCUUCCUGGUGGCCACGGUGGCAGUGGGCCUCUAUGCCUUGUGAGCGCCCAUGGGCUGUGGACUCCUCCUGCCUGGGGCGCGGUGUCCUGUGGGCCCUGGCCUCCUCCACGUGUCCCUCCUCCAGCAGCAGGCUGUGGCCUCUCCCCGUGCGGCCUCUCCCUGCUGGAGCGUGUCCGGCCGGCCGCGGGAACUGGACCUUCCCGACUCAGCGCCCGGAGGCUGCGGCUGGCGGGCCCUGCCCUGAGUCUGCGUUUGCUGUGCCCGAGCCCCCGCGGGCACGGCCGAUUUUGUGCCUGUCUUGUGUUUCCUCUGCCUUGCUGUCUUGCUCCUGUGAGAGCCGCCCCUCACUCCAGGCUCAGCCUGAGCCCGGAGCUGUUGUGUUCACUGUUUUUAUCACAGGGCUGGGUCUCUGGGGGGACCCCGGGUGGGGUGGGGUUCCCUGCACUGUGGCACUUCUGUGUGGAACAAUAAAGGGCUUCGUCUGACGGCA
Molecule: messenger RNA, 1435 nt
Organism: Heterocephalus glaber (naked mole-rat)
Lineage: Eukaryota; Metazoa; Chordata; Mammalia; Rodentia; Bathyergidae
Gene: Hmox1
Product: heme oxygenase 1
Biological process (GO): response to oxidative stress; heme catabolic process; heme oxidation
Molecular function (GO): heme oxygenase (decyclizing) activity; heme binding
Source: RefSeq, a predicted model, not a curated record